AGGAAUUGGGACUAUAAAAAAAAUGUGUUUGUGGAGGUAUCAUAAGGGGAUUGCUCAAUGACAACACUGUUUAAAUAAUAUCACAAACAAUUGUCGAAUGGCUGCCAAGGUAUCAACUCCAAGACACCAGACGUACGGUUCGAAUUCACGCGUCGGACCUUCUUUGUUAAAUAAACUUGCACCGACAAAGUUCAUUCGAUGUGUUGUUGAAAUGCUCGAUGAUUCUAUCACUGAAGUGGAUAUUGAGAGUCGUUCAAGUGGCGGCGUGCUUUUCAAGAAGAUAAUAAAUGAAUUGAAUCUGGCUGAACCUGAUUACUUCGGUUUACAAGUUUUUCGAAACUUUUCUUCCAAGCCUACGGGAUGGUUAGAACACGACAAGAUUAUUAAGAGACAACUAAGAGGACAAGUGCAACCAUUCAAAUUUCGUUUUGGUGUACGUUUUUUCCCAACUGAACCAUCCAGAGUUGCUGAAGACUUAACAAGGUAUCAUAUGUUUUUGAGCAUAAAGCAAGAUCUCAGAAAUGGAAGGUUGUCCUGUCCAAAAGAUACCGCUGCUGAACUGUCUUCUUUGAUAGUCCAGUCUGAAACUGGGGACUAUCAACCGAAUUACUUGCCUGAUCAAUAUAUCAGCGACUAUCAAUUAAUCCCCAACCAGACCGCCGAGUUUGAAGAUCGAGUGUUCCAUUAUCACAGAGAGAAUGUAGGGCUUAGCCCAGCUCAAGCUGAAUUGAAAUUCUUGGAGAUCGCUAAAAGACUCGAGCUUUAUGGCUCUGAAGUGCAAAGAGCGAAGGAUUCUGAAGGAUAUGAUAUCGAGAUCAUUGUAUGUUCUGAGGGCAUAAAAAUUUUUCGUGAAAAUAAAAGACUUAACGUCUUUGCUUGGUCAAGAAUAGAGAAGGUUUUGUUUCAGCGAAAAAACUUUGAGGUCCAGUUAUUACCAGACAUCGAUAAGGAUCCUGAAUCAAAAACUGUAGUCGGAUUCAUAUUACCGUCGGUUACAAGAUGUAAAGCUCUGUGGAAAAGUACUGUUGCACAUCACACUUUUUAUAGGAAGGAUUAUCGAGACAGAUUGAGGGAACGACCAAAACUCAUUCGUUUUGGAUCUACCUAUAAAUACCGUGGAAGGACUGAAUUUCAAGCAGUUGAAGCAGCUAGAAGGAGCUUCAGGAAAGAGACUGCUUUUCAAAGAACUAGUUCCAGCAGACACUCAGAAAAAUCAAUUGGUAAGCUUACUGGCUCAUCAAUAUCUGGCUCGGGCAAAUUUCGCUGUGAAACCGACUCUGAAGUUACGUCAAUGUCCACUACUCAAGGAAGCUACGAUGUUCUUAAUCCAUCUGACAGCGACUCUAGGUCACCCGCGAGUUUAUCACCUGUUCGUACUGAAAUGAAUGGCAUAUUAAAUGACGAGGGCCUUCUUGACAUAAGUGUUCAACCCAAUAAAAACGGGCAGUUCGGCUUAAAUUUCAAGGGUGGUGCUGAGCAGAAAUUGAAACCAAUAAUAACUCAAAUAGCACCAGACUCACCGGCAAGUAUGUGUGACCCACAACUACAGGAAGGAGACGAAAUUGUGUACAUUAAUGGGAGAAAGGCAGAACAACUUACUCAUGAGCAGAUCUGUUGUCUCAUUAGAUCAAUUGGUCAGUCCGCAACGAACAAAACAUUAACUCUGUCACUUCGACCAUUUGGAAGCAUAGAGAACCAUGAGAUAAAGAACUCUGGAACAAAUGGUUCCUCAAACCAUGGUAUAUCUUCGCAAUUGCUUACUUCAAUGGCACAGAUUAAACAGGGUCUUGAAAACGGCGACUUACUGGAAUUUUACGUUGACAUGCCGAAAAAGAAACUGGAGUUAUCCACCGAGACAGCUCAUCUUCCAGAAAACAAGACAAAAAACAGAUAUCGUGAUAUUUUACCAUAUGAUUUUAACCGAGUUGUGAUUAGUGGAGAAAACGAUUAUAUCAAUGCUAGUCAUAUUCAGAUGGAUAUAGGUUAUUCUGGGAUGACCAACGAAUACUUGGCCGCACAAGGUCCGCUCUCGGACACGUGCGGUGAUUUUUGGCAAAUGAUUUGGGAUCAGGAGGUUACUCUUGUCGUUAUGUUAACAACAACCAUGGAAAAUGGCAAGACAAAAUGCCAUCGAUAUUGGCCUGAAUGUGGCGAGCAUUUCGAAGUCGGUAACUUUGAGGUGUCCCCUGUUUCCUCACGUGAUUAUUCACCAGCGUAUAUUCAUCGCGAGCUUACAGUCACCGAACUUGAGACGGAUGAAGAGAGAACAAUUCAACAUCUGCAAUACAUUGCAUGGCCUGAUCACGGUGUACCAGAAGAUUCACGCGGAUUUCUCACUUUUGUUAACGAAGUUCGUCGCCACCGUUCAGCAUCUGGUGCGCCCAUUGUCAUUCACUGCAGCGCUGGAGUUGGUCGAACUGGUGUAUUUAUGGCUGUAGAAACGGCUUGUUGUUUAAUCGAGGCAGGUGUGGGAGUUUAUCCUCAACAGAUGUUGGACACUUUACGUGAUCAAAGACCGUCACUUAUUCAGACACCCGGUCAAUUCAAGUUUACAUGUGAAACAUUUCUGGACAUUUAUCAAGAUCACUUCCUAAAAACCCAAGCAAUGAAUGGAAGAUAAGUGUCCCAACAAAAAUGUGAAGCAUACAUUUUCUGUCGUAUGUUACAAUAACCGUUGAUGGCACUUCUUAAAACGAGGCUUCAUGAAAGAGGAAGAUCGAUUCGUGAAUGUAGAGUUGUCAAAUGAAAUCUGUCAACCAAAUUAACCAGUAAAAAAAGAUGACCUUGCACAAAGAUUAUUCUAUUCUUGUGCCUGAUGAUUAAAAACAAAGUUUGAUAUAAAAUAAAUAUUUAGUAUAUAAAUU
Molecule: messenger RNA, 2864 nt
Organism: Dendronephthya gigantea
Lineage: Eukaryota; Metazoa; Cnidaria; Anthozoa; Malacalcyonacea; Nephtheidae
Product: tyrosine-protein phosphatase non-receptor type 3-like
Exons: 35
Coding region: 98-2620 (840 amino acids)
Biological process (GO): protein dephosphorylation
Cellular component (GO): cytoskeleton
Molecular function (GO): protein tyrosine phosphatase activity; protein binding
Source: RefSeq, a predicted model, not a curated record